UUGCUACCGUAACUUGCUAUUUCUUUUCUGUUUUUCUCUUUUGACUUGAAAUAAUUACUAUAAAUAUAAUUUGUUGUGAUUAAAAAGACGGCCUAUGUUAGCAAUGCUACUAAAAAUGAACAAUAUUUGUAGAAGUUAUACAAUAAAAUAUAUGAAAAAAUUACAGCAAAGACAGUCAUCGAUGAAAACUGAACAAAAAAAUACUAAAGUAGCAAAUGAUGUUAUUAAUUAUUUACAAAAUAUACCUGAAUAUACUGGACUUUUAGAAAAUUUGCCAAAGUCGUUGUUAAGAAAAUAUAGGACUCCAGAAAAUAUGUAUUUAAUAAACAAAAAUACAGCUGACAAAAUUCUAAAUACUUUAAAACCUCAUAUCAGGCCAGAAAAUCCCAUAAUCGAAGUGAAUCCUGGAAUGGGUUUUCUAAGUGAAAAGUUAAUUACGAAUUUAAAUAAUAAUCUAUACAUGUUUGAAACAUCUAAUCAUUUUCUUCCACAACUUAGUAGAUUAAAAGAUGAACAUCCUCAUAAAGUGGAGUGUAAAGUUGCAGAUUUCUUUGGCAUGUGGAAGUUGGCCUUUCAGGAUAAAAUGGAUAAUGGAAACAGAAUAAAGGAACUACUUGGUGAUCUUUCCACGCAUGAUAAUAAUAGAAUUGUUAAAAUAAUUGGAGCAAUGCCAGGUUUAAACUUUAUCAAGCAUCUAAUCAACAAUAUUGUUUUUCAUGAUAUGAACAAUCACCUAGGCAAACCAGAUCUUUUCAUUACUAUGCCAGGAUAUAAUUAUGAGUUUCUUACAGAUUCUCAAGUACAAACUGGCAAACAUAAGUCACUUCCAGCUCUUUUCCAAUUAUUAUUUGACUUUAAAGUAUUGGGCAGUGUACCAAAAGCACACUUUUUACCAUGGACAUAUCCACCUAAUAUCAAGAAACUAUCUGUGAUGGAUGAAUGCAACAUGUAUCUUGUGAACAUAACACAAAAGGACAAACUACCUUGUCAAUCAGAGUAUUUACCGCUACUGUGGUAUUUUUUCAAACCCCAUGUAUUUUCUAUGUCCACAAAAGUUAUACCAAUGUUAGAGCAAUGGAUACCUGGGUGUGGAGUAUGGCUUAUAUCAGGGCAAGAUCCUCCAGACACCAAUAAAAAUAUUUCACCAGGAGAGGAUGAUGCUGAACUUCCUCAUAUGACUAUAUUCACAGAAUUUGGAGAUUUAACAUUGAAACAAAAAGUAACAGUUUUCAAAAGGUUUGUAUCGUGGCCAGAGUUUGAACAAUCCCCUUUUAAAGUAACUAUGGAAAAUAACUUGCCAAAGUUCGUCUUACACCUUGAUGACGAUGGCAAAGACAACAUUGGCACUCACAUCGAAGAGGACAUGGAACAUUCAGAUACUGAAAUGGACGCGUAAAGAUAACAUAAUUUUAAGAAUAAAACAAUUAUUAUGUAAAUAUCAAAUUAUUUCAUUGGCGU
Messenger RNA from Diatraea saccharalis (sugarcane borer), 1458 nucleotides. The record is from the annotation of a GenBank genome assembly. NCBI's taxonomy places the organism in Eukaryota, Metazoa, Arthropoda, Insecta, Lepidoptera, Crambidae.